Xyrichtys novacula (pearly razorfish) is the source of this 12114-nucleotide messenger RNA. The record is from the annotation of a GenBank genome assembly. Lineage: Eukaryota; Metazoa; Chordata; Actinopteri; Labriformes; Labridae.
AGUACUAAUUCCAGACCAGAGACCAGUAGCUGCAGGCAAAGAGCAAAAGAAGUGUUUACUUUAAGCCUCAACUUGAUUACAUCCAUGAAUUAUAAACUGUCUGCUGAUCUUGAGAUGUAAAUUUCUCGCAUCUGGAAUUUAUUUUUGGAAACCAAUACAUUUGGAGCCCGUUUUCGGUCUUUCACAAAGUUCAGAACUCUUCUUAGAUCAACUUUGGUGCCACUGUGGAGAUCAGGACUUUUACAACAACCAUCCUCCAUAGAGGAACUUCAGAGUUAUUCAAGGAUUUGAGCAGUCUUGUGGAAUUUGAGACACUUGAUUCCUAGCCUUCAAACAUUAAAAGGACUUUUUUGAAUCUUUGUGGAGCUUAAACAUAGUUUGCUUUUUGGACCUGGUCUCGAAACUGGAAAUUUCUGCAGUCUUGGCAUCAGUAUCUCCGAAUACUGGACUACCAGACCGAUUCCACAAACAAAGUAUCUUGUGGACUCACAAACGUAUCCUGGCACGAACCAACCCUGAGUAAGUGUCAAGUCAUUUUCCCAAAACUUUGAGAUGGCUCAUUCAGGCUCUCGUCCAAACCCGGCAUUCUCGAAAGGAGCUGUUUACCAUAGCCCACUAAGUAUUCAUCAACACAUGGAUUUUCAGAGGGGAAGAGAUGUAGAAGAGGCAGAAGAGGAAGAUGAUGAGGUGGAAGUAGCCGAGGAGGUAGGGGAGGAUGUUUUGAUGAUGGAAGAAGCAGGAGAGGCACAGGAAGUUGAUGAGAGCAUAGAUGACAGGAGGAUUAUCUCAGUAGCCUUGUUAUCAAACGGAGUAAGGAGAGAGGCUGAGGCAAGAGCUCAAAGUCCAGAAGAAAAUGGAGAGGAAGGACUGGAAGUUGCACUUGAAGAGCUUGAUUUGAUAGAUGAUCAGACAAGAGUGAGAGCCGCUGAGGCAAGACCUAAAGACACACAAACAGCAGUUGUGAAUCGACUUCACUUUUCACCGCUGAUCACAGUUAAGAAAGGUCGAGUUCAGAUAUUAGACAGCAGAGAAGAUGAUGACGAUAACAGGGAGGAUGGAGAAAUAGUACAAGAGGCAUAUGCAGCAAGUCCAGAAAUCAGGAUAAAAUGGGGGAAGAAAAACGAUAGAGGAAGUGGGUUAAAGGAAAAUCAGGUAGUGUCGAGAGCUGACGUUGCAGGACAUGUUCGGGACAGAGUGCCUGUUGUUAAAGAGUCAGGAGAGGCUAAACCAUUAUCUACCUAUGACACAGACAAGACAAAAGUGGUUGGUCGACCCACUAGUGGUAAACCCACAGAGAAAGUUAUUAGUCCUGUUCCCAUAAGGAGAAUUCAGGAGGUCAGUAUUCCAGAAGAAGCACGCCAAGCCUCAGUUGCUCACAACAAUGGCAAACCCUUUCAAACAACUGGCGUAAAUAAAGGUGCGUUCAAUCAGGCUAAUAGACUUAUCAGGGAGAAUGAAGACAAAAUUAAAAACAUUGAUGUCAAAGACAGCUCAAAAUUUGGCAAACAAGCAGUGGAGUCCAUUAGUAGUAACAUCACUAAGCAAAAGGAAGUUCACAAAGAGGCAAAAGUUCAACAUCAGGGAACCAAGAAGAUUACUGAAAGGGUAAUGUCUCCUUCUGAAGAUGUAUUUGACAUAAGGAGCAAAGAAAUUCAGAGGGCAGGGAAAUCAGACCAGGUUAUUGACGAAAAGAUGCUGAAGGAGGUUGAGAUAGAAAAACCGAGGAUGGUAGAGCUCAACAAGAGGGAACACGAGGAAGAGCAUUUGCGACAGGUUGGGAUUAGUGCUCUGGCAAUUAUUGUCCGGGAGAGGCAAAGUAAGGAUGAGGACAGAAAGACAGGAGAUCAUCUUAGAAAGUCAUCCAGUGAGGAUGAAUACCCAGAAAGGGUUGCUCAGGUUAAGGCAGAUCUUUCCGAUCAAGUGCAGCAGCAUGUCGAGGCAACACUGGACACAGAGGAGGAUGAGGAAUUUGAACACGUGGAGGAGGCCUUUGAGCUGGAGGAAGACAUCGAUGAUGAACCUGAGAUAAUUGAGGAUGACGUCCUGUCAGAGGAAAUUAUCUCAUCCACAGAGGGAGAAGAUGAUCCGCAAGAGCAUCCCUCGUCUCCCAAAGAAACGGGAGCAGAAUGGAAAGAUAACCUGAUGGAAGUUUUAAGAGAUAGGGCCCAUGUUGAAGAUGAAAAAGGAAGAGGAGCAGAGCAAAAAGCAGAGGAAGGUGUUGGGUUUGCAGAGGAGCCCGUGACUAUUUUGGAUGAUGAGGUUGAAGAGUUGGAGGAUGGUAUGAGUAAAGAAAUUGAACAACAAAGGCCUCCUGCCAUACCUGUCCUUUCUGAGGACACCAAAGUCGAGGUAAAAGAUAAAACAGAGGAUGACGAGAAGCAGACAAAUAAAAAAGAUCAGUUAGAAAUGGACCAAGAAGCAAAAGCUGACAUCAGGCAGUCAGAGUUGGAUAUAAAUGGAAGAGUCAAAGGACUGAAACAAAAAAUGGAGAAUGGGGUCUUGUGUCCUGAGCAGCAGCCGCCAAGAAGAGAGGAACUGGAGGCACCAAAAGUGCUAUCAGCCAGGAGAAAAGAUACUGACUGGAUUAAAAAAGACCAACCCAAAGAAGAGAGAGUAACAAAGGUCAAAGACUGGAGAAAAGAAUUGAGGCCUGUGAAGAAAGACGCCUGGCAAGCUGAGAGAGGAAGAAAGGAACUGGCAAGAGAGGCGCUGAGAGAAGCAGUAAGAGAGGCAGCAAAAUCGCCAGAUAGGAAGAGUCCAGGGAGGAAGAUGGACUGGAUAAAGGAGCUUAAGUCAGUGAUCAAAGACGAAACCCUGACCAGAACCAAAAAGAGGGAUGAGCAGGCAAAGAAAAAACGAGUGGUGCUGCUGGAGGAUGGCCAGUCGUAUACGCCUAAGCCGGACGAGGUGACAGAGGAGAAGGGUGAGGAUGCAAAACUGGUGACCCGCAAGAUGGUGGAGAGCCCUCGGCCUCCUUUGCGCCAGAACUGCAAAACACCCCCUGACCAGGACUACGAGAUCUCCCUCUAUGUCAAGGUAUGAACCAUGAGAACCAACAUAUACUGUAUGAAAACCUUUGUUCUAUAACACUUAAUAGCACUGACAAAAAACAAGGUUUAUAGAUAGUUCCCAGGUCAAGGUAACAGACUAUACCAACCCUCACUUUCAGUCUGGCCCAAUGGUUUUAGUGGCCUUGCCAUGUCCUUAAAUGGGCUAUACCUUUAUUAACUGAGAUUAAGUCAUACGAUUGAUCCUAUGGGUCACACUUUUGGGUGGUUUUGAUGGUUCCAUGUCAGGCUUUGUUCACACAAAGGACUCUGGCUCAAACUGGACUUCUUGACUUUUGUAACAAUGUCUCAUUUGAGCCUGAGGAAACUAACAAAAGCACCCAUAUGUCUCUGUAAACACAGCUACAUUUUGCCCUUAAAGGGACAGUUACUUUUGAAGUGAUGUUCUGGGAGGUACUCAAAGGUAUUACCCAUAGGGAACACCACCUGGCUCAGCUCUUUCGUUGAAUUGGGCAAAAGUCGAGCUGGCUGGUAACAUAACAGAGUUGUUUGGUUGAUAGCUGAGCUGUUUCUCGAAAAAGGGGCUGAGAGAGUUGACACCCCCGAUGCAAGAUUUGCGUGUUUAUGGGUAUCCUGCUGAAUGUCUUUUGUUAGAGCAUGCCAAGAGUUAAGCCAGUAAGCCUAGUGUAAUACCAAAGCUGCCAAAUACGGACCAUUUGUUGUGCAGUCUCCUGCUGCUGCACAAGUUAUCCCUUUAAAACUGUGAGAGACGUAGAACCCAUUCAGUUAACAGUAAUGUCAAUACAUUCAUGGCAACUUGGGAAACCUGGUCUUAGUGCUGUAGUAGAAAUUAAAAAGUCUUGUUCCAACCAACCCAAACAACUCUGGACCUAAAGUCAGGUAAUCAGGGUUCAAGACUGUGUAAACAGGUGAAUGUUUUCCCUUACCCAUGAUGUAAUUUCCUAACCAUAACCAUGAACUUUGUCUUUCAUCAUAACAACCGUAUAAGACAGCAAAAAACAAGAGAUUUCAAUUUGCGUACAAUAGCAAUAGGAUAUAGGAUACUGGGAUACUGCAGCAAUGCAACCCAGUGAGACCCAGUGAGACCCAGUGAAAGCAUUUAAUGGCAUGAGAUCCUGACUCAUUGGGUUACCUAUGUCUUAGACAGAAGAGAGUCAGUUGUACUGGCACUGCAGAGAGCCAAUUCAGUCCAUACAUGGCCAACUUGGGAUAAGAAUUAACAUGUUUCCCAUGGCGGCACAUGAGCUCCAAAUCGGGUAACUUGGACCAGUUUUGUAGUACCACUCAUAAGAGGACUGGCAUGACUGUGGAAAACAGGAACAACAGAUUAAAGCAACUGCUGCAGUAAGCCAUUGUAGUGGGUGAGAUAUCCACAUGAGCCUGAGUGGUCCCGUGGCAUGCCCUUUGGAUAAAAGAAUAAUAACAGAAAACAGCAAAACACAAGACUCAAAAGAAGUCACUGUGACCUUUCAGGGAACAAAGCAACACAAUGCAAAAGCAACUUAAUCUGUUGGCUUGCUCAGUAGACACAACAAACACACAGCUAGAGGUCUCUUGUUGUGGAUUAGUCCUUGUUGGGAACAACUGCUAGUCUUCUUAAUACAACGAGAACAGAUUCACCUCCCAAAGAAGCAAAUCAAUUUUAAAAUAAAACAGCAGAGCCCCAAAAAUAAAUAAUAAAUCACAUGCAAGUGAAGUGAAGUUCAUAAUAAUAAAUGGUGUAACAACUUUUUAUCUGUUGGCGUGAUCUGGUUGUCUUUGGCAUUGAUGCCUUUCUUACUGGCACAUAAUCUCUUGUGACUGAGAGAAAGAGAUGGACAAGAAGUAAGAAAGAAACCCAUCUUGAUCCCCUUACCUUAUCCCAUUAAGACAGUGAUUUCCUAAUCCAUCUGCCAUGGUGGCCUACUGGUUAGUGCAUUCAAUCUAAAGGUUGUGGGCAAUAGCGGCAACAAUUAUGACAUAUUAGCCUAAACAUUACAGGUGAUGAACGUGUCAGUUCACCUCAGUUUCACAGAGGUCAGUUAUGCCUUCCAACUCAGCAGCACAUUUUAAAAUGAGCCUUGAAGAAAAGAGAGCAGCCCUUCGAAGGCCAGCAGAGAGGUUUAACAACAAGAAAAAAAUGUACUAAUUUCUGAGCCCUGCUUCACAUGUGCGCACAAAAAGCUUGUUCUCUGUGGGGGCUCACAUUCGAACAAUGGCGUCCUUUGUCAGGAACUCUGUUGGCAGCGGCGGCUGAGGUAGAUGGAAAAAUUAUGGGAAGGCUCAAGUGUUUUCUGCGCAGCCAGACUCAACAGCACUUGAGAAACACAAGAUAGACUGGUUCAUUUUUCGCCUCAUUUGGGACAAAGAAAACAAACAGCAAACAAAUGUCAAGAAAUAUUUACAUCAUGAAAGUCUUACUAUUUUAAAAGUGUGGUCAAAUUUAGGAUACUUCCCAGAACUCGUGGUCAUGAACACUCAGGCGCCACUUUUAGGGCACCAAUGACUGAUCAAAAGUGCCGCGCUGCAGCCAAAAGCAUGCAGGGUUAAUCUCUGCAUUCUCACUCCGUAAGCUGAUUAGCCUGCUGUUUUUUUGCUGACAGCUCUAGGGACAGUGUUCCCUUGAAACAACACAGACCAGCCACGGACUGUACUGUAUAAACACAUUUAGUUAUGUUUUACAGCUAGGACCAAAAUUUUGAGGUUCCGCUUUCCAAAAAUGUCUCUGAGAAGCUUUUGUGUCCAUUAGACAUGGAGUACAGCUGCCAAUACAAAGGGUCUACAGGGGUAGAGCCCCGCAGUUAGAGAGAAACUACAUCCAACUAACACUUGAUGGAAGGAUAUUUCAAUCAAAAGAUGAAGAUCCAUAAAAAAAAAAACAUAAAACCAACAUGAACAAUUUAACAACAAUUCUUUAAAAGAUAAUGCUGAGUAAAACUCAGAGCAUGGCUAAAUGGAAAGCUAAGGGUGCAACGUGACAGUCAAAAGUUGGAGCGCCAUCUCAAGUGGUGCAACUUGGACCCCCAAUGUCAGCCAUUUAUAUAUUUGUAGUCACUAGUGCUUUCGAAAGUUUAAUUAAAGGGAAUUUCGCCAUUAAACUAAAGGCCUACAAUAAUGGUUUAAGCUUAUUGACACUUAAUGGCAUUACAUGUCUCACUGCUCUUUUUGGAGCUUGUCCCUCCUCUAUUUAGCACUUACUGGGUUAUAUGACCGUCUCCUGAUUAACCCUGAUGUAUUAGGUUCUCAUGGUACCAACACUUAACCCAGAUGAUUUUGGCUUUACUCCAGGUCAUGGAUUUACAAGCAGUGGAAGCUUUGGGUUUAAUUUAUCAUGUUAAGAGUCCACAGUGGAUGCCAAGCACAGGAAUAGCAGUGAGAAGGCAAAAGAGACAAUCUCAUCCGGUGUGGGUGUGAAAACGAUUCGGUCUCAUCUUCCACACACUUGUAACACUGGAUUUAUUGUGUGCAUGUUUGUAAUGGAGCUCAGAUUCCACUGUCGCCCACCCUGCUGAAAAGUGAAGGAACUUUUUGUACUCAUCCGAGCCUCACAACUAAACAUAAACACACACCGGAUAUCAGAUUGUGAUGUUUCCGUGAGUUAAAACCCGGUCAAGGCAAGUAACAACGCAGUUUAAGUCUUGAUCUGGCUUGUUAUAUGUUUGGCGACGAAGAUAGCCUGAACUCUGCUUUGGCUAGCAAUGCAGCGGCAAACAAAAAUAAGCAAGAGCUAUUCAGUCAACAUAAAUCCCUGUCAGCCUUUAAUGUUUUCUCUGUACUUUGGUUACUUUGACUCUGACCCCACAGGGUUUCUUUUGGUCAAACCCUGUGACAAGGGUAAUAAGUCCGAAUAGCAGGAAAAACGCCAGGGAGAACCAGGUCUUAAAUGUCAUAUCAAAUGGAUCCGCCAAAGGGAAUCUGGUUCUAGGGGUGUUCAUACUGAUACUUGUCUUAUCAUCAUCUUAAACUAUUCAUUCAACAUAGACUAAAGGUACAAUGAUCGAUAUGCACCACCUGUCAAAAUUUACCUUUUCAAUUAAAUGGCCUUAACGCUGUUUUUUUUUUUUUUUUUUUUUUUUUGUUCCUUUAAAAAGCACAAAAAUAGACAAAAAGCAUAAAAACUCUGUUCCUUCAUGGUUUUGCAAAAUGAUACUCUCUCUUAGUAUACAUCUCACCAAAAGUUCACCAGUGAGAAAACGUCCUUCUCUGCAUUGUGGUUGAUACACAAGCAGACGCACAUUUUCCUUUGAGACUGUGUUUUUUUAUAUGCUCUAACAAAGAGUGAUUGUGUGCGGAGACACUUACAUACCAGAGAAAACUGAAAAAAAGAAAGCAGUGUCAGGAGCAGGCAGACGGACAGUCAAAUGGACGAACAGACAGAAAUGGUGCCGGUUCUUCAUUUUUGCAGCUUUGUUGGAAGACGACAGAAUAGCUGUUAUGGAUUGACUUAAAAUGGAUUAUUAGACGUUUGUUCUGAGAAGGCAUCAUAUUAUUCAGGUGUGCGUUUUAGAGAACUGAGAGCCUCAAUAAGCCAAAGUGCAACAUGCCUUUGAUUGACACUGCAGUCAAGAAAUUAGGCUUCCCAACCAUUGAGCUGUUUGUAAAGGUAAGCAACAUCACAAUUCUUAAAAUUCUAAUAUUAUUACAACUGUGAUAGUCUUUUGUUUGAGUAUAUCUACAGAGUCCAAUGGUGGUUGAUUUGUCGGGGGAACACAAACUGACUUAACUUCAUUCAUUGUGCAAUUCAAGUGGCCACUUGCUGUGCAAAACCUGUUCAGAUACACGUCAGCCUGAACCAGAUUAUUGCACCAAUUUCUGACAGCUUUCCCCUCAGUAGGUCGUGAUCAUGCUUUAAAGGAAAUGAUAGUACACAAUCAGGUAAAUACACACAGUGGUUUGAUUGAACAGAUUUUUCAUUCUGAGGCAGCAAGUCACUUGUAGAGGUGGGUGGUGCUACUCCAGGCGAGCUGGUUUCUUUGUUUGAAUUAAUCCUUUUUAUGUUUUAAUUUGAACAAGAUAAUUAAACUUAACAGACUUAGACCUGUGAAUAAAUGGACUGGAUAGCUGGACACGGUGCUACAUUGACUUGCUAAUUGUAGUCCCAGUAGUCCAAUGAGGAUCUCCCUCGAGUCUUUGCUGUGUACUUACAGGGAUUUUAACCUUCUUUUAAAGUGAUCAAGGUUCUGAAGCUACGAGUCAUUCAGUAUUGUUCUGAAUGCAAUCAGAUACAACUAAUUAAGGGAUUUCAAUCGACAGUAGUAUGAAUGCAGUUGGGAUGUAGCUUAGCUUAGUACUAGUUUUAUUGGCUGGUAAGUGAAUUUCAGGGAAACAUUUUUAUAUUCAUCCCUUCAAGAAUGAUCAACAGUAACUAUCAAGUGUCUAUCAAAACAACAACAACAAAAAAAACACUUUAAAGAAUCAUAAAUGAUUAUUUUUGUACAUUUAAAGUGAUUUUAAAUUAAUUGUGAGAUUUAUGUCUCUUAAUGUGCAUGUGUGUGUGUACAGGCUGGAAGUGAUGGGGAAAGCAUUGGCAACUGUCCAUUCUCCCAGAGACUCUUCAUGAUUCUGUGGCUCAAAGGGGUCAUCUUCAACGUCACCACAGUCGACCUCAAACGGUAAUACGUUGCACUCACAGAUUCUUACUCUGAAUGUAUUUCUAGCUGUGAAGGCUAUUUUUUCUCUCUUGUAUGUAUUUUAGCCUUCAGGCAGAACAUUUAGUGGACGGCUUUUAUGCUCUGGGAAUAAAAAAAGUCACUCAGGUUAAAAUAACAUUAAAAUAUGACAAUAUGUCAUCAUGCCUGUAAUAUGGAAUCUUUGUUUUGCUUUGUGUCAACAGGAAGCCAGCUGACCUGCAGGACCUCGCUCCGGGAACGAACCCGCCAUUUGUGACAUUUAAUGGCGAGGUCAAGAUUGACGUCAACAUGAUUGAAGAGUUCUUGGAGGAGAACCUGACCCCGCCACGGUGCAGACACAAACAUUCACAUAAUGCAAAAAUACUACGCUAUUAUUAAUAUUAACAUGCCAAGAAUAUGCUCAGUAAUAACAUGUAGUUAAUUGGACCAUAUAAAGGGGUGAUUGUGGUUCUUUAUGCUGGUUGCUCUCCAUCAGAAAAUGAAGGUAAGAUGAGGAAGAAGCAAUCACAGCAUGAAGUUAACAGCAAGCUAGCUAGCUGUACCAAUAAUUUCUAUUGUGAGGGAAAAAAGCCUUGUUUGCAAUAAAUAAAUACUUAAAUAUUACAAUAAUGUCAUUACUUGACUUCUCUGCCUUUUACACCAGCUACCCCAAACUGGCUCCCAGACAUCCAGAAGCAAACACAGCCGGCAUCGAUGUUUUUGCAAAGUUCUCCGCUUACAUAAAAAAUUCACGGAAAGACAUCAACGAGGGUAAGUAAAGAGAUUAGUGUGGUUGAUAGGCCACCAGUAAAAAAGAGAAAUGUUGAUAAAAACAAUUUAUAGGGGAUUAUAAUCUGUAAGGGGAAGAAAGAAAGAUAUAUCAAACAAAUUGAAGAAAACAGACACAAAGCAAACUUGCAGACCUGAUAACAAAAAUCACCAGAUUUUGGAGGAACUAACUUGCUAUAAAUCUUUGAAGUAUUUAGAGGAGAUGACGUUUGGCAUCUUUUCCUCAGAUAGUCAUAAUAAGGAAUUAAUGACUGUAAACUUUGCUUUAUCUGAUCUAUGUGAAAUAGGUGGCUGUUUCCCACCAUGUUCAGCGUUAUUAAUUCAACGACAUUACCAUUUUCUACCAAGAAAACCUUUUCCCUGAAUGAUGUUGGAAAGCCGACAAUGAUUGUUUUAGAUCGAGACCUCUAUCUUACACUCAUCCAAUUAGCCGCCCUAAGGAGCUUUAUCAUCAUCUGCACUUGUCUCUUUUUGUACUGUCUUUCAACUAAAGGCUUGGAGAAAGCUUUGCUAAAGUCUCUCAAGCGUCUCGAUGAGUUCCUGAGGACUCCCAUGUCUGAGGAGAUUGACGCUAACGCCUCAGGAGAUGUUCCCGAGUCCACCAGGAGCUUCCUUGAUGGAAAUGAGCUUACAUUGGCUGACUGCAACCUGCUGCCUAAACUCAACAUCUUGAAGGUUAACCAGAGAAACGAUAUGUAUUUGAGAAUAUCUGAACUGCUGGAAGCCUAAGAUUGACUCACACUCUUGUGUUUAUUUUUGUUUGCAGAUUGUAGCCAAGAAAUAUCGCGGCUUUGAGAUCCCAGCUGACAUGACAGGAGUGUGGAGAUACUUAAACAGCGCCUCCAAGAGGGAGGAAUUCACCCGAACCUGCCCAGCUGAGAGAGAGAUUCAGUUUGCUUACCUGGAUGUUGCAAAACGCAUCAAAUAAGAGGCAGGGUGGCAAAUUAAGGAGAGUAUUGGGGUAAACAAAUGAGAUAAAGAAGAUAAGAGGAAUACUGCUCAAGUAAACUUGGGAGGGAUUAAUACGGAGAACACAAAGUCCUGGAUGUAGGGUAGACAGAUCCAGACAGGUAUAAAAACACUGAUCAAUUCCUUUUAAUAUCUCAGCAACAAGACUGAAAUGAAAUGCCUAUUACCUAUUUGAAUGGGUGCAGGUGUGCAUGUGUGUGCUCUAGGUGGCUGAGUUGCAUCCUCGUGACUUUUUUAACAAUCUUUACAAAUGAUGAUCACCAUCUGGUAGAUAAGAUAUUUUAAUAAGAAUUACAUCCUGUUUUUCUAUUGUUUUCUGCAUAAAGAUGACGGCAGGCCAAGUUCACUGCAAAUACGAAACAAUGACUGCUAUUAUAAGAUUAUAAUAUAUUUGGUGAUUAUAAGAUUUGAAAUGUAAUCAAAGCUUUUCAAUUUGCAUGUACACUGAAAUCAAACACUUAAUCUCAUUUAAAAUCAUGUACACUUCAAUUUUUUUAACUUUAAGGUAUUUCCUUAAUUCUUCAAUCAAUUAUUGCCCUGCGAUUUAUGCAUCACAGAAGUAAAUGGGUGCAUGUAUUUAAAGCAUCUGUAUGGAAGUUUCUGUUGGCGCCUCCCUGUGGAAAAAAUGAUACUAAUCCAUUAAAUUUGAGGUAUUUUUUCCAAACAAAAAACCUAAUCCUGCUUCCUAUGAGUCGUCAGAUUUAGCACUCACUGUGAGUAUUUGUGUUCAGAAUUUUGCACAUUCAAGAAACUGGCAUACUGUAUAGCAGUGUGGUAGAUCUACAAACAAAGGACACGUACAAAAGUGGAAACAAAGCAUUACAUGAGCAAGCAAACCAUCAGCCACAGAAAAGCCAACUUAAAAUAGAACCACAGGUUUCAGCGGCAGCUAAUAUUUUAACUAAAACAUAUAAAUUACCAUAACACUGUUCUGCUGACUCUGCUAAGUAAUUUGAAGGAAAAAAAAAGACCAAAAACUCCUAAGGUUGUAAUAAAUGUGUUUUCAUUUGGAAGAAUAUCUUAGCUAACAUACUACGCUAACAUUUUUUUGAAAUUUGCUAACUGUAAGAAUUAUCCUUAAAGCCUUACUAAUGAAGCCCAUACAUUAUUUUUAUAACCCUUCUACACCCACAGUCUGGUCUCACACUGAGUGUGGACAAACUAUGUAUAAAAUACAUAACCCUAAUCUUUUCCUUGACUGACUAUCUGUCUUUAACUGUAUUGAUAAAUCGGUAGCAGAAUCAAUUAAAAAGUCAAGUGUUUAAUGACAGGGUCGGAUUAGUUCAGGCCUUUGUUACUUGUACAUUUUCUCAAACAGCUAAUUUCACUUAAUGUUCACUUUCUACGCUGAUGAUAUUAGACUUUUUCUUCAUGUUGUGAUUUUAUUUGCUGUUUGUCUUUUUGUACGUAGUUCGACUAAAAAGCUGAGUGUUGGUGGGCCUUGGUACUGGAUGGUUUCACUGAAGUUGACUUUUUGAUUUUUCAUUUAUGUAGUUUAUCCUCCUGUGUUAACAAGGAUGCAAAUGUUUUAAUUAACAUUGCCUAGUUCCCUUGAAUGCAGCUUUAUUUCAUUAAAUCAAUUGUUUCAUUGUUGGACAGAUGGAGUUUAGUGUGUGGGGUUUCUUUUUUGGACUAAACCACCACUCUGACAGACGCCAUUCUGUGUUUGGCAGCCUACUGUGUUCUGGCCUUACAUCCUCACUGGGGAGAAUCUUUAAUAAACUGAUUUUACCACAUUA